CUUUGCACAAUGGUAGUUCAAAGUAUAUAAGGUUAUAUAGGCUAUGGACCCAAUUUGAAAAAUUCAAAAUGGCCGCCAUUUUUCAAGAUGGCUGCCAAUAUGUCCGAAAAUUAAGAAAAUGCCCUUUUGUUGAAUAUUUGUGGUGAUUACUUGAUAAUACAAAUGGAAUAUUACAAUAUUUUAUUAUCUAUUGUCUUGAAAUUGAAAUUUAGAUAAAAAAUAAAUAUGUUAUUGAGAUAUUUUUUUCAAUUUUGUGUUGUUUUAAGGUAAAAAGGUGAAAAAAAUAUGGUAAAAAUCCUUAAAAAUCACAUAUUUUUACCUUUUAAUCAUAGAUUUACACACGUUGUUGUCUUUUUGAAAUACUGUAAUACUCUUUAGUUGUUUAUACACUUAACACAGUACUGUACAUGUCUGACUGACGAGUUGCAUGCCUGAUAUGUGCUACGUAUAAGCUCAAAUCCAAAGAAAGCUCAUAGGACAAUCUCGAAAUUGGCACGCAGACAUUUCUUAGGUUUUCAAAAUAUUUCAAAAUGUGCAUUACAUACGUACGGUGCAAAAUUGCUCGUUAUACUUAUAUUGAUAAUUUCCAGAAUGUUUUGCUUUAUUUUUUAUGAUUAAGUAAAUAAAGAAUUUAGCAUAGUUACUUCCCUUUGUUUGAUAUUCCCCAUUUGUGUGUAGCAGAAGAAAACUUCUUGUGCAGGUUUUUUUCAACUGUUGUGUGAAAAGUUUCAAGAUUUUACAAUAUUUGCUGAAAAUUAGGUAAGUGGAUUACUUUCUUGAUGUUGUAGCCUUGCUUUUAAAAUUAUAUUUAACAUAAGAUAUGUCUUAUAAGAGUCAUGCUCAAAAAUUUUAAAAACUGUCAUAGUCUUCGGAUAUAUAAUAGUGUUCGGAUAAAUUGACGAAUUAAUGUUAAUCAACAGCUUGUUUUGUACAACUAUUACAAUUAAUAUCGUUUUUUUCUUAUUUUGAAUCAGAACCGCGUUACUUUAAUAGGAAUUUGGCGAACUAAGGAAAUAAAUACCCGCAAUGCUUUCUAUAAUACAUGAUUAUCAUAUGUCGGUACCAUUGCAGUUUAAUUAGAUUAUAUUUUUCAAUGUUUAACAAACAAAAAAAAUCAAUUUAUAAAGUAAUAUUCCAUCGACAAUGACACGUAAAUAAAAAAGUUUAUUUAUCUUUUUAGGAAGAUCCAGUAUAGCAGCUCUAUAUAAAUUGAAACAGCCACACCAUGUAACGUCAGAACAUUCAUGUAUUUAGGCAUCGUAUGAUUAACAUGGAAUCACUUGAUGGUAAGAAUCUAAGCUUCCAGAGAGAUGUGGGAAAUGUUACAAAGAACCCAGUGCUUUUUUCAAGUUCAAGGUUAUAUGACGUCACGCCUAAAGUGCCACAAACAUCACCAAAGUCUAAACUAGUACACUGUCCAAUAGAUUGGUUACAUUGUAUUCUCUGUCAAACACAUUCAAGGGAAGCGCUUCAGUGUCCCGCAUUGAUUAAACGCAAUGAUGUUUCUAAAGGUGCAGGCUAUGAGACACUGCUAAGUGAUAUAUCUAGUUAUCAUGAAGUUGGAUAUUUUCCAGUACCGAUAAAUUCAACAUUAUUAGGGGAACAGAAAGAUGUAGUUGAACUUCUCUUAAAAAAUGAAGCUAAAUGGCACAAGAAUUGUCGUAACAAAUUUAGCAAACUGAAACUUACAAGGCUACAUAAGCACAAGUUAAAAGUUGAGGCCGAAACUGACAGCAGUACACCAAACAAAAUAACUCGUAAGAGUUGUGGUGCAGCUACAGUGGCUGAUUGUAAAAAAUGUUUCUUUUGUAAUACAGAAUCUGGAGAUCUUCAUCAAGCUUCCACAUUUGAAAUGGACACAAAAGUUAGACAAUGUGCUUUAGAUUUACAAGAUACAGUUCUUUUAGCAAAACUUAGUGCGGGAGACCUCAUAUCACAAGAAGCCAUGUAUCAUUCUAAUUGUUUGGUAACCCUUUACAAUAGGUCCAGGAAGCUGCAAGCAGAAAAUGAUUCAAAUAAAUCUUGUCAACAAUUACAUGGCAUUGCUCUUGCAGAACUAGUGUCGUAUAUAGAAGAGAGUAAGUCCAGUGAUUCAAUAACCAUACAUAAGCUUGCAGAUCUUGCCAAGAUGUAUUCUUCACGUUUAGCCAAUUUAGGUGUAGAUACUACCAGCCGUGUUAAUACAACUAGAUUAAAGGAGCGCAUAAUGGAACACAUUCCAGACAUUGAGUCUCAUAAACAGGGCAGAGAUGUGUUGUUAGUACAUAAUGAAGACAUUGGCAAGGUAAUAAAACAGGCAUCUGAGAAGGUAUAUGAUGAUGAAGCAAUUGCUCUUAGCAAGGUAGCAUCGAUGAUAAGAAGAGACAUUUUCAAUCAAAGUUACUCAUAUGACUUUAAUGGGACAUUUUCUGACAAAUGUCAACAAGAUUCAAUCCCAAAAUCAUUAAAAGCUCUAAUUGAAAUGAUACUUAGGGGUCCAAAUAUCGUCGAUCAAGAAAAUGAAAUUUCUAAUGCCCAGAAUGUACUUAGUAUAGCACAACUUAUUGUAUUUAAUUCAACCAGUCGUCGCAGGAAUCAGUCAGUGUCCACAUAUCACACAAUAGCUAGGGAACCUGCAUUGCCAAUAUAUAUUGGAUUGAUGAUCCAUGCCGAGACUAGAAAACGUGGUAUCAUUGAUAAACUCAAUAAUCUUGGAAUUUCAAUUUCCUAUAACAGGGUGCUGGAACUUUCAACCAAGAUGGGCAAUAGUGUCUGUGAUCAGUUUGAGCAGGAGAAUAUUGUAUGUCCUUCUGUUCUUCGCAGAAAUAUAUUUACCACCGCUGCUGUAGAUAACAUUGACCACAAUCCUAGUUCCACUACAGCUCAUGGUUCAUUCCAUGGAACUGGAAUUUCUAUUUUCCAGCAUCCGACAAGAGAGUGUCCUGGAGAAGCCCGCAAUGUCAAUGUAAUCAACAAAGGUGACCAACAAACUAGAUUAAAACAACUUCCAGAUUCUUAUGCUAACAUACCGCCUGUUGCUAUCCAGAGAAAAUCUGGAAUUCCGGAGGCAAACAGACCUUUUGCAAGUGACUGUCAACAAAUUCUACCAGCGCUUCAAACCGAAGAAAGGUGGUUGGAACAUGUGAGGAAUGAGGUUGAGUCAAAAGAAUCACAAGAUACAGCGAUAUCAUGGUCAGCAUUUCAUGCCAAUGUGGCCACUCAGAAAGAGUAUGAUUCUCCUGUUGACAUUGGUGCUUUAUUACCACUAUUCAAUGAUGAAGCCAAGUCUGUGUCCAUGAUACGUCAUUCUAUGAGUAUCAUAGCAGGUAUUGUACAUCACCUUAACCCUGGACAAAUCCCAGUAAUGACAUGCGAUCAGCCACUUUAUGCUUUAGCUAAACAAAUACAGUGGGACUGGCCUGAUAUAUAUGGUGAAGCCAAGUUUGUAAUCUUGCUUGGAGGUCUUCAUAUUGAGAUUGCUGCUUUGAAAACGAUAGGAGAUUGGUUACAGGAUAGUGGCUGGACACAUGCACUUGUGCAAGCCAAUAUUGCUUCUGCAGGUACAGCAGAUUCGUUCCUUAAAGCGUCUCAUGUUGCCCGAUCCCGCCAUGCUCAUCAAGUAACAGCAUGUGCCUUGUAUAUUCUGAUGUAUCAGGCGUACCAGUCCUUUCUUGAGUCACAUGUUGGAGACCAAGGUACAACAGCUGUUGAGUUUAGUGCUUGGCGUACGCAAAGAGAAAAUGAAAGUCCACAGUUUCUGUUUUGGUCGAUUACAUUAAAACUAGAACAGUCAAUUUUAAUGUUUGUGAAAUCAUUACGAGAAGGGAAUUUCAAGCUAUACAAAGAUACAGUUACAAACCUUUUACCAUGGUUCUUUGCCCUGGAUCAUCCAAACUAUGCACGAUGGUUAUCAGUACAUGUUCGUGAUUUGAUGAAUUUAGAUCACAUUCAUCCCAAUAUUGCUGAGCAGUUUGAAAAUGGGCGCUUUGUAAUCCGCAAAACUCAUCAUGCUUUCUCCUCGAUUCCCAUUGACCAAGCUCAUGAACAAAACAAUAAAUUAGUUAAAGGUGAUGGUGGUGCUAUUGGCCUUACUGAAAACUCAAACCAGCUAUUACGGUGGAUGGUAUCAGGACCAGAGAUUGCAAGAGCUCUCCAAGAAUUCGAGCAAGGGCAGAAUUGUAAGAACAGUUCACUAACCGAUGAUAAAGAUGUUAAGCACCAUGAACAGAACAAAAGCACGCAAGUGAGAUUUGGAAAACAAGUAAAAGACUUGUGUGCAGUCAUUGAAGAGUUUGGAAAUCCCUUUAAUGAUUACACAGAGGACCUUUUAGUAUUAGAUACUCGGAACAUACUCGAUGAUCAGGUGAAGGACACCGUCAAGCAAAUUGAAAGAGUUGGCAAAGAACAAUUUGAAACCUUCAUUACUGAACGAUUUGAUACCAGACAAAAGCCUGUCACUGAUCCUAUAAAGCAGAAUAAAUUCCCGCUUUUUAGUAGGCCUGCAAUUAAAGAAAAAAGCAAGGAGAAACAACAAAUUUCUUCACUUAAAGACACUUGUUCACUUUUUUCAAAGUUAUAUGUAUCUUGUCAGGUGCGCAAAGGGGACCUUGAUGAGUUUUUUCUCCAUGAGAAUAGCAAGUAUCCUCCUUCAAUUUCACAGUUCGGACAUUUAAGAUUUGGUUGUAAAUCUGAAUUGUUAAACUGCCUCGAGCAAGUAUGUCCAUCUGAAUAUGAAAUACCAGAUGUUGAUGUAAAGAUUUUCGAUGGUGCAGCCAUUAUCAAUAUAUUAAAACCUAAUGGCUGUCAAACAUUCCUUGAGUACUCACAGAAUGUGUUUAUACCGUUCGUUGAGCGUCAGAUACAGAGUGUUUCUAGAGUGGACAUUGUUUGGGAUGAAUACAUAACAAAUAGUCUAAAAGCUACAACAAGAGGCAAACGUGGACAAGGUAUUCGUAGAAGAGUCCAGUCAGAUUCACGAAUUCCUGGAAGUUGGGAAGCCUUUCUUCGAGUUGAUGAAAACAAAACAGAGCUAUUUGGGUAUUUAGCAGAUCAGGUGAUAACAUUAACAUGUGACAACAAUAAGCAGAUCAUAACCACAAAAGGAUCAGAUGUUCUGAGCAAUACACCAAUAGAAGAUAGUAGUAUCAUAUCUCCAUGUACACACGAAGAAGCAGAUACAAGGCUUUUACUUCAUGUUGCUCAUGCUGCAAGGCUGAACAAUACAAAAGUCCUUGUACGCACUGUUGACACAGAUGUUGUUGUCAUAGCUAUAACAGUCUUUCAACAUAUAAAUGUACAAGAGCUAUGGAUAGCAUUUGGCACUGGAAAACAAUUUAGAUAUAUACCUGUACAUAAACUCUGUAAUGCUCUUGGUCAAGAUAUAGCAAGUUGUUUAUCGGCAUUCCAUGCGUUUACUGGAUGUGAUCAAACUUCAUCAUUCUGUGGCAAAGGUAAAAAGACAGCAUGGGGUACCUUAAAAGCAUUUAGUGAAGCUGUCGAAGCAUUUCAAGUUCUUAGUAAAACUCCAACAGAAGACUCUAUUGCCACUGUUAUGCCAACGUUGGAGCGAUUUGUAAUUCUUAUGUACGACCGAUCAAAUGCUGCUACAGGAGUCAAUGAAGCGCGAAAAGACCUCUUCACACGAAAAGGAAGAUCUAUUGAUGGAAUUCCACCAACCCAUGCAGCACUUUUACAACACACUAGACGAACUGCAUAUCAGGCUGGGUACUGCUGGGGACAGGCGCUUUUGCCCUCCCCAGAACUUCCUUGUCCUAGUAACUGGGGUUGGGUGAAAGGUCAGGGUAAUACAUGGGAGCCGUUCUGGACAACACUACAACAGGCCUCCGAGUCUUGCCAGGAGUUACUGAAGUGUAGCUGUAGUCCCCAGAUUGGUUGUCGUGGGAGGUGCAAAUGUAUCAAAGCUGACUUGAUGUGCACAGCUCUUUGUCUGUGUGGUGGAGAUUGUGACCGAGGAUAGACUUAUGGGCGAGGUUCAGGGUCUGUGUAAUUUAUGGUGUUGUUAGUAAUAUUGGUAUAUCUUGGUUUGUUCAACCUAUCUACUAUGACUUCAAGUGAUACACAAUCAAAAUAGAAGUACUGAAUACAUCAAUUAUACUUUGGUACAUAAAAAACACUUUUUUGUGCAUUUGGCGGCCAUUUUGGAAGCCAUUUUGAAAUAAAUACAGCACUUAAAUUCAAAUCUUAUUAGAGAUAAACAACGAUAUAUAUGUGUGCAACAUGAAAUAGGUAAAUUUAAUAACAAUUUAUCAAUUUAUUAAACAGUAUUCUCAU
This is a messenger RNA of Ruditapes philippinarum (Manila clam), 6270 nucleotides long. RefSeq lists its product as uncharacterized. The transcript is spliced from 3 exons. The record is from RefSeq and is a predicted model, not a curated record. Bases 1262 to 5956 code for a protein of 1564 amino acids. Lineage: Eukaryota; Metazoa; Mollusca; Bivalvia; Venerida; Veneridae.